Messenger RNA from Parnassius apollo (apollo), 2310 nucleotides. NCBI's taxonomy places the organism in Eukaryota, Metazoa, Arthropoda, Insecta, Lepidoptera, Papilionidae. The record is from the annotation of a GenBank genome assembly.
AUGCGUUGGACAAAACCUAUGAAUGAAAACGCAUUGCGGGCGUACUAUAGGGCGAAAGGGGAAGAAACUGUGGGAAUAGCGUAUAGGUCUCGGAUGCAUUGCUUUUUUGCUGAGCUGGAGCCUUCUACCCCCGUCACGGAACAAAACCUGGCAGACCGAGUUCGGUACAUCAUGCGCUCGAAAAUAUUUGAUGAUGCCGAACUCGGACGACUACGACGUGAGGCUAUUCCGUCGUCGAAUGAAUCGGCUAUGGCUGGAGAUGCAGCUCCACAUUCGACAGACCAGCAUCCACACGUGGAAGCCGCCCUGGAUCUUCCCGUUGUGGUUGAUUCGAACGACGAUGAAAUAGUCUCCCACGAACUAGAGAAAAUGAGGAGUAUACUGGAAGAGGCGAUUUUGGAAACGCGCAGCACCCCUAUCGAAAAUCGACCGCGACUUCCCCGCAUACCCCUAAGCAAGCGAAAUCGGGCUGUCGUGAGGGCUCUUAACCCAAUGCUGGUGACCUAUUUGGAAGCCAGCCGGGACCUUUGCGAGACGGACUCAAUUCUCUUUGGCGCCGCAGUGGCAGUUUGCCGUAUUAUUGGCGCCAAACUUCCCAUGGCUGGACGCGCUACUACACAAAGUAGCGCCAUCCCAGCCUGGAGAAAAAGAAUCGAGGACCGUAUCGCAAAGGCAAGGGCCCUUAUCGGCAGACUGACAAGCUUCAGGUCGGGUAAUAAUAGACCGAGGAUUAUGCGCACCGUUAGGAUGGCGUUUGCUGGGACAAAUAUCAGUUUGUCCCAGCCGGAUAUCACGCAGAAACUAACGGAGAGCAUAGACGACCUGAAGCAAAAGAUCGCUGCUUGGGGGAAUCGGAUUCGACGAUUUACCGAGAGGUCAAGGAGGUUCAACCAGAAUCGUCUCUUCCAGAGUGAUCAGAAGAGGCUCUAUAAAUCAUUGGAGCGGCCAAAGGUAUGUGGAGCGGGCCAAGGACCGGAUCAGGCAGACAUUAUCGCAUUCUGGCGUGGCCUGUGGUCAGAGCCCGUAAACCACAGCGAGGGCCCUUGGAUGGAAGUUGUGGCGAGCCAGGGUGCGAGUGUUACGACUAUGGACCCCAUCACCGUAACGCCGGAAGACGUGGCUGAGGCGGUCCGUAGGGCCCCGAACUGGAAAAGUCCGGGGCUCGACGGGCUGCAUCAUUACUGGCUGAAGGGGUUCAUAGUGUGUCACGCUGUGCUCGCCCGACAGUUUCAAGAGGCUCUCGACCAGAAGUCGCUCCCGAGCCUCUUCACUACUGGGAUCACUCACUUGGUUCCUAAAGAUCAGGAUACCACAGACCCGAGCAAAUACCGCCCCAUCACGGCAAAAGGGGAAGAAACUGGAUGUUUGGCGUAUCGGGCUAGGAUGCAUCGUCUUUUUGCUGAGCUGGAGCCAUCUUUAACCGUCACAGAGCAAAACCUGGCAGACCGAGUUCGGUAUAUCUUGCGCUCAAAUAUAUUUGAUGUCGCCGAACUCGAACGGCUACGACGUGAGGCUGUUCGCUCGUCGGAUGAGAAUGCUACGGCUGAGGAUGCGGCGCCACAAAUGGUAGAGCAACCCGCAAACGUGGAUGCCGCCGUGAAUACCCCAGUUGUGGUUGAUUCAAACGAUGAUGGAACAGUCGCCCAGGAACUGGAAUUAGAGCAUAUGAGGAGUACAUUGGAAGAGGCGAUUGUGGAAACGCGCAGUACGCCUCUCGAAAAUCGACCGCGACUUCCCCGCAUAGCCCUAAGCAAGCGGAAUCGGGCUGUCGUGAGGGCUCUGAACCCAAUGCUGGUGACCUAUUUGGAAUCCAGCCAGGACCUUUGCGAGACGGACUCAAUUCUUUUUGGCGCCGCGCUGGCAACCUGCCGUAUCAUAGGCGCCAAGGUUUCCACGGCUGGACGCGCUACUGGCCAUAGUAGCGCUAUCCCAGCAUGGAGAAGAAGAAUUGAGGAACGUAUCGCAAAGGCUAGAGCUCUCAUCGGCAGACUGAUAUGCUUCAGAUCAGGCAACAACAGGCCAAGAAUAGUGCGCACCGUCAGGAUGGCGUUUGCUGGGACAAAUGACAGUUUGUCCCAGCCGGAUAUAACGCAAAAACUGACAGAGCGCAUAGAUAAUCUGAAGCAGAGAAUCGCUGCUUGGGGAAAGCGGAUUCGGCGAUAUACCGAGAGGUCGACACGGUUCAACCAGAAUCGUCUCUUUCAGAGUGAUCAGAAGAGGCUCUAUGAAUCAUUGGAGCGACCAAUGGUAAGUGGAACGGGUCCAGCACCGAAUCAGGCUGACACUGUAGCAUUCUGGCGCGGCCUGUGA